Phasianus colchicus (ring-necked pheasant) is the source of this 1623-nucleotide messenger RNA. The record is from RefSeq and is a predicted model, not a curated record. Lineage: Eukaryota; Metazoa; Chordata; Aves; Galliformes; Phasianidae.
UGCGCGUUGCUGCAUCGGCGCAUGCGCGGUGCGCAGCGAUGUCGAGCCGCGGGAAGAGGGAGCGGGAGCGGGACCGGGAGCGGGCGGCCGCGCGGGGCUCCGGGUCGGCCUCGGCGCGGGGAUCCUCCCGGAGCCGCCGGGACAGCGAUGCGGACAGGGCCCGCGGCCGGAGGGAAGCGGAGCGCGGCCGGGAAAAGCGGGAGGCGGCGGCGGAACCCGGGCCGGGCCUGGGCCUGGGGCUGGGCCUGGGGCUGGGCCUGCUCGGCGGGACUGCGCGCGGCCGGAGGGAGGCGGGAGGCGGGAAUUGGACCGGAACCGGAACCGGAAGCGGCGGAGCUGCGCGCGUCAAGCGGGAGCGGGAGGAGGACGGCGAUUCUGAGCCCGAACCCGAACCUACGGUGCGCUAUGGCCGCUUUGACCCCGAGGACCAACGCAGCCGUCACUGCCCCUACCUGGACACCAUCAACAAGAGCGUGCUGGAUUUUGACUUUGAGAAGCUCUGCUCCAUCUCGCUGUCCCACAUCAACGUCUACGCCUGCCUGGUGUGUGGGAAAUACUUCCAGGGCCGGGGGCUGAAGUCGCACGCCUACAUCCACAGCGUGCAGUUCAGCCACCACGUCUUCCUCAACCUCCACACCCUCAAGUUCUACUGCCUGCCUGACAACUACGAGAUCAUCGACUCCUCGCUGGAGGACAUCACGUACGUGCUGAAGCCCACCUUCACCGCGCAGCAGAUCAGCAACCUGGACAAGCAGGCCAAGCUGUCCCGUGCCUACGAUGGCACCACGUACCUGCCUGGCAUCGUGGGGCUCAACAACAUCAAAGCCAACGACUACGCCAACGCCGUGCUGCAGGCUCUGUCCAACGUCCCCCCGCUGCGGAAUUACUUCUUGGAGGAGGACAACUACAAGAACAUCAAACGGCCUCCCGGGGACAUCAUGUUCCUCCUGGUGCAGCGUUUUGGGGAGCUGAUGAGGAAGCUGUGGAACCCCCGCAACUUCAAGGCUCACGUCUCGCCCCACGAGAUGCUGCAGGCCGUGGUGCUGUGCAGCAAAAAGAACUUCCAGAUCACCAAGCAAGGGGAUGGGGUGGAUUUCCUCUCGUGGUUCCUCAACGCGCUGCACUCAGCCCUGGGUGGCACCAAGAAGAAGAAGAAAACCAUCGUCACCGACGUCUUCCAGGGCUCCAUGCGCAUCUUCACCAAGAAGCUGCCGCACCCAGACCUGGUGGGUACCCCCACACCCCCCCCAGACCUGGUGGGUGCCCCCAUACCCCCCCCAGACCUGGUGGGUACCCCCACACCCCCCCCAGACCUGGGGGGGGGGUUGGACUCGAUGAUCUCUGGAGGUCCCUUCCAACCCCUACGAUUCUGUGAUUCUGUGAAAGGGGAGAGAAGCCCCCAGCAUCACCGUUUCCCCCCCCCACCCCGUGUCCCCUGGCAGGGCACUGGGAAGUGGUACGAGCUGCAGGACCUGCAGGUGACCGACAUCCUGCCGCAGAUGAUCACCCUUUCCGAAGCCUACAUCCAGAUCUGGAAGCGCCGGGAGGAGGAUGAGACGAACCAGCAAGGCGCCUGAGCUCCCCCAGCACCCAUUAAACGUCUGUCUUUUUUUUUUUUUUUUC